GAUGAAAACACAAAACUCAUGGACGUAAAUGCUAGAUAUGGUGGAAGUGCUUACGAUAGUUUUGUAUGGCGCCAAAAUGAAGAGAGAGCGACAUUGGAAAGAAAUUAUUUAUCAGAAGGGAGAUCAUCAUGGCUGCUAGGAGACAGUGGCUAUCCCCUGGAGCCUUUCCUACUGACUCCUUAUAGAAAUGCCAGUGAGGAUUCUCGUGAACUCAACUUCAACUUUAUUCAUUCUCAGGCAAGAAGUAUCGUAGAACGAUGCAUCGGUCGCUUAAAAAGUCGAUGGCGUAUAAUUUUGGAAGAAAGAAAGUUAAGAUACAAGCCGAUAAGAGUAGUGGAAGUGAUUAAUGUAUGUGCUGCAUUGCACAACAUAUGCUGCACUCGCAAUGUGCCACAUCCUAAACCAGAACGUAAUAUUCCUCAAAACCAUGGGCUUCAAGUACCUGCAGCUGGAGAUAACUCUUGGAGUACAGCAGCCAAAAGAAUCCGUGAUGGUAUUAGGGAUGAUUUGUAUGCGAACAAUUAGUCCAAUGCAAAUUUUGCUAAGCGAAAUCAAUAAAAAAAAAAACAAUCUCAAGAAAAUAUUUUCUUUUCAAUAGCUUAUUAUUUAAAAAAAAAAAACACAAAAACAUAACAUAAAGAACUUCAUGAAUACACAAAAUAACAGAAA
Molecule: messenger RNA, 669 nt
Organism: Eupeodes corollae
Lineage: Eukaryota; Metazoa; Arthropoda; Insecta; Diptera; Syrphidae
Exons: 3
Coding region: 19-525 (168 amino acids)
Source: RefSeq, a predicted model, not a curated record